UGUUCAAAGACAUUUCCACAGGACCAGCUACUUGUACAUGCCAGUUUAUGCGGCGACAGCCUGGAUUUCCUUACAGAUGACACCACAUACUGCACAGCUGACAACGAAGCUGAGAAUCCAAUAACAUGUGAAGAUGACGUCUUGCGUUUGCUUGCAAGCAAGGUUGAUGGAAGCAAGGAGUUCAGCAUUUGUGUUUCUCGCACUGACUUCUUCCAACGAGCCAUGGUACAAUGGCAGCGCCAGAAGAAAGGAUCCCCUGCUAACCGUUUAAAAGUUAGUUUUAUAGGAGAAGCAGGUGUUGACACUGGUGCCAUUAGGAAGGAAUUUCUUACCAAUCUGGUCACUGGCAUAGAGGAACAACUUUUUGAACAUAGAGGGGGAAGAAAUGGAAAGAGUCCUGUGUACUCCAUGAAUGAUAUGGAUAAAGGAUUCUUUAGGGUUGCAGGGGAGGUGUUUUCAGUCAGCUUGGCUCAGGGUGGACCUUCCCCAUGCUUCUUGAGGAAGUGGUGCUAUGAUGUCAUUUCAACAGGGGAGUUGGAUGAAUCAAAACUUUCAAAAGAUGAUGUGGACGAUCCUGAACUUUACAAUUUGAUUAAACAGGUUGAAGAAGCAAGUGACCUAUCUCCUUGGAGCAAUACUAUAAUUGACUGCGGUUUUACUGGGGCUAUCACCAAGGAGAACAGAGAUGCCAUCACAAGAUCCAUAGUGCUGCAUGCAACUUUGCGUUUGAUGCCAAUGCUGAAGCAAGUCCGCAAAGGUCUGCAGACUUACAAUUUUGUGGAGGUCCUGGAGGCACAUGCCGAACUCUGCCAGCGUUUCUUUGUCCCUGGUUUCACUGAUGAUGAAAAGACUGAUGCAGAUUUCAUCAUCCAGAAUAUACUCCCGGAAAUGUCUGAGAAGGGGACAAUCAGAGAAGCCAGAGAGAGUGCCCUCAUCAAUUUCUUUCAAGAUUUUCUUCAAGAAAUUGAAACUGCAGGUGAUGUCCAUGAAGAGCAGCCUGAAGCAGACCUUUCCCCUGUAACUGUGCCCUUUGUUAUGCAGUGGCUUACUGGUCAGGCACACAAGCCACUUCUUGCCUCUGAACUACACAAUUUCAAAAUAACACUUAAAUUUGACCAUGAAUUUCUCAACUCUGGACCUGCCCAUUUCCCUUUUUCCAUUUAG
Astyanax mexicanus (Mexican tetra) is the source of this 1164-nucleotide messenger RNA. RefSeq lists its product as uncharacterized. The record is from RefSeq and is a predicted model, not a curated record. Bases 223 to 1164 code for a protein of 313 amino acids. Gene Ontology annotation, molecular function: ubiquitin-protein transferase activity. The transcript has 10 exons. Lineage: Eukaryota; Metazoa; Chordata; Actinopteri; Characiformes; Acestrorhamphidae.